AUGCCCUCCUCUCUGGAAUCUCUCGACUCACAAAUUUCCUCCCUCCUCUCGGAUUGGUCUAUCACCACCACCAUUCUCGCACUCCUCCUCGCUGGAACGCUCUUCUACCCACUACUCCUCAAUUCCGAACCGGACACACAUCCCCUCCUUCUCGCCCGCCAAUCAAGCGCUUCGCCCGUGCGUAACAAGGGCGAAUCGGCUGUCUAUCGAUCACCCGAAACGCCUCACGGCUACCCAUUACGAACGGGAUUGAACGUGAAGGACGCCGGAGCUCCAAGAUGGAGUCCUGGGAAAGAUGGCGAUCUGAGAGAUGUGUGGAGGGAAGUGCAGAGGGGUGGUAGUCAAGGCGCGGAUGGCAAGGAAGUGUCAGCAGGGUUGAUCAUGAGUGUUUUUGGAAAGGAAGAGAUUGUGGAGCAUGAUAUCGGAGAGAUGAGCAAGGAGAUCAAUAUUAUUGGGGCGCAUCUGAAGAAGAGUGGUGCGAAGGCAGUUGCCAUCUACUUACCUAACAGCGUGGAAUACUUGCAGACCUUAUUUGGUGGGUGUGAAGGCGACGCGGCACUUGAAGAAUGCGCUGACAUGGAUGCACAGCUUGUGCGUUCUAUGGGCUUUCGCCAGUCCUGCUACCUUUCAACCUUCCUCACCCGAAGCUCUACGAGCUUUUGAAAGCCACUGGUGCAGAUGGACUGGUCUGCCAAGCUGGAACGGUGCCUCUGGACGACCUUGCAGAAGAAGUGAAGAGCUUGAGAUCACUGAUUUGGGUCGUUGAGAGAACAAGCAGACACAUGGACUGGAACGGCGUGCCGGAAGGUGCCGAAGGGCGCCUCUCCGUAGGUGUGUGGCACGAUGUGGUGGACGAGAGUAUGAAGAAUGCAAGCGCCGAGGUUCCAAGCAACGAGAGCGGAGACACCCCACGCGAGCUCAUUACUGUCUGGCAGUCUACCACUCUGACUUCAAAGCCGGAGAUUGUGUCAUUCAGUCAAGAGAACAUUGUUGCAGCAGUUGGAGCACUUAUCUCGGCCAUUCCAUUACGGCAGCGUUUCAGCUCAGCGGACCUGAUCCUCCCUGCGGACAGCUUCACGCAUACCUAUGUUCUUAGCCAGACUCUGGCUGCACUCUUCACACACGCAAGCCUCGCUAUUAACAGCGUCGCAGCGCCCGGGAUCGAUCUUGAGCUGGCUCGACGGGGAGUUGCGCCGACCGUUAUCAUCGCAAGCGCUGAAACACUGGCGCAGCUGCAUCAGAAGGAGACUGCCGGAAUCAGCUCCGGCCUCCAAAGAAUUGGCAAGUACACACAGGAUCAGACGGUAUCGGCUGGCCGUAUGCCCACGGACGGGAUCCUUUUCAAGCUGCUUGCGCCUUCAUCGGCCAACACGCAACCUGGAAAGCUCCGAUUGAUUCUGACGUCGGAACGUCUUGGUGCCGGAUCGCCGGCUUUGUCUUCAACGAUGCUCUCCGACUUGCGCAUCUUCACUCGUAGCCGCAUCAUCUAUGCGCUGACAACAGCUAAGGUUGCUGGUGCCGUCGCGCAGACCAACGUCUUUGAUUAUCGACGCGAUGACGGCACUGAGCAUUCGCAUUUCGGCAUACCUCUGAGCAGUGUGGAAGUGAAGCUGCUCAGCAGCGGGAACGACGAGGCGGUGGCUGCGCAGGAGCCCAAGGGCGCGCUCUGGGUCGGCGGACCAGCCGUGAGCGGUAGCGAAGUCAAGCUCCCCGUACAAGGUCGGAUACGGGAAGACUGUACACUCGCUUUCGCGUGA
This is a messenger RNA of Lecanosticta acicola, 1757 nucleotides long. The record is from the annotation of a GenBank genome assembly. NCBI's taxonomy places the organism in Eukaryota, Fungi, Ascomycota, Dothideomycetes, Mycosphaerellales, Mycosphaerellaceae.